Messenger RNA from Pteronotus mesoamericanus, 1791 nucleotides. RefSeq names its product transketolase like 1 (gene TKTL1). Lineage: Eukaryota; Metazoa; Chordata; Mammalia; Chiroptera; Mormoopidae. The transcript is spliced from 13 exons. Bases 1 to 1791 code for a protein of 596 amino acids. Gene Ontology annotation, molecular function: thiamine pyrophosphate binding; transketolase activity. The record is from RefSeq and is a predicted model, not a curated record.
AUGGCGGACGCUGAGGCGAGUGCUGCCGUGAGCGAUGAAGCCAAGCCUGAUGCGGACACUUUGCAGGUGCUACGGGACCUGGCCAAUCGUUUGCGCAUCCACUCCAUCAGGGCCACGUGCACCUCAAGCUUCGGCCACCCCACAUCAUGCAGCAGUGCUGCUGAGAUCAUGUCCGUGCUGUUUUUCCACGUCAUGAGAUAUAAACAGGAGGACCCGGAGAACCCAAACAAUGACCGAUUCGUCCUCUGCAAGCGACUGGCAUUUAUUGAUAUGGCAAUCGGAUGGUGUGGACAAGGAUUGGGCGCUGCAUGCGGGAUGGCAUAUACUGGCAAGUACUUUGACAAGGCCAGCUACCGGGUGUUCUGCCUCUUGAGAGAUGGUGAGUCUUGGGAAGGCUCUGUCUGGGAGGCAUUGGCCUUCGGUUCCCACUACAGUCUGGAUAAUCUCAUAGCUAUCUUCGAUGUGAACCGCCUAGGCCGUAGUGGCGUCUUGCCCAUUGAGAACUGCAUAGACAUCUAUCAGAAGCGCUGCGAAGCCUUUGGGUGGAACACUUAUGUGGUGGAUGGCCGUGACGUUGAGGCGCUGUGUGAGGUGUUCUGGCAAGCAACUCAAGUGAAGAACAAGCCCACUGCUGUAAUUGCCAAGACCUUCAAGGGCCGGGGCAUUCCAAGCAUGGAGGAUGCAGAAAAUUGGCACGGAAAGCCAAUGCCAAUAGAAAGAGCAGAUGCGAUUAUCAAACUAAUUGAGAGCCAGAUAGAGACCAACAGGCAUCUCGAACCAAAACCCCCUGUUGAAGACGUGCCUCAAAUCAGCAUCACGGACAUAGAGAUGACAUCUCCACCUGCUUACAGGGUUGGCGACAAGGUAGCUACUCGGAAAGCAUGUGGUUUGGCUCUGGCUAAGCUGGGCCAUGCAAACGAUAGAGUCAUUGUGCUGGACGGUGACACCAAGAACUCUACCUACUCCGAGGUGUUCAAGAAGGAGCACUCUGAGCGCUUCAUCGAGUGUUUUAUUGCUGAGCAAAACAUGGUGAAUGUGGCACUGGGAUGUGCCAUCCAUGGUCGGACCAUUGCUUUUGUUAGUACCUUCGCUGCCUUUUUGACCCGAGCAUUUGAUCAGAUCCGGAUGGGAGCCAUCUCUCAAAGCAACAUCAACCUUAUUGGGUCCCACUGCGGAGUAUCUGUUGGUGAAGAUGGCGCCUCCCAGAUGGCCCUGGAGGAUUUGGCCAUGUUCCGAGCCAUUCCCAACUGCACCAUUUUCUAUCCAAGUGACGCAGUCUCAACAGAGCAUGCUGUGUUCCUGGCAGCCAAUACCAAGGGGAUGUGCUACAUUCGGACCAGCCGACCAGAAACUGAUGUUAUUUACACCCCACAAGAAAGUUUUGAGAUUGGACAAGCCAAGGUCAUUCGCCACGGUGUCAAUGACAAGGUCACAGUUAUUGGAGCUGGAGUUACUCUGCAUGAAAUCCUAACAGCUGCUGAUGAGCUUUCCAAAGAAGAUAUUUCUAUCCGUGUCAUCGACCUAUUUACCAUUAAACCCCUGGAUGCUGCCACCAUCAUCUCCAAUGCAAAAUGCACAGAUGGCCGAGUUAUCACAGUGGAGGAUCACCACCCAGAAGGUGGCAUCGGGGAGGCUGUCUGUGCAGCCGUUUCCAUGGAGCCUGACAUCCUGGUUCACCAACUGGCAGUGGAAGGAGUGCCUCGGAGUGGGAACACGAGUGAACUGCUGGAUAUGUUUGGAAUUAGUGCCGAACACAUUGUAGUGGCUGUGAAAUGUAUUCUAACAAGCUAA